GAAAGAAAUAUAAAUAGCAAAAACGCGACAAUAUUUUUUAACGUCCGAAAAAGACACACAAAUUAGCUAAAAGAGCUUUGGUCUGUUAUCUAUCGCAAACCCUAAGUCAUGUCUGGUAGGUACAAUCAAGACGGCGGCGGUGGUGCGCCUAUUCCGUCGUACGGUGGUGAUGGAGGUUAUAGAGGCGGUGAUGCUGGAUACGGAGGAGGACGCAGUGCCUCUGGCGAUAGAGGAAACCGUGGCGGUGGUGGUGGAUAUCAAGGAGGUGGCGGCGGCGGUAGAGGUGGUGGUGGUGGAAGAGACGGUGGAGGUAGAGAUGGUGAUUGGCGUUGCCCUAACGCAAGUUGUGGGAACGUGAACUUUGCAAGGAGAGUUGAAUGUAACAAGUGUGGUGCACCUGCUCCCAAUUCUGGUACUGGUGAUAGAGGAGGUGGCCGAGGUGGCAAUGAUCGUGGUAGUGGUCGUGAUAGUGGUGGUAGUAGGAGCUAUGAGAGUAGUAGAUAUGAUGGUGGCAGUAGGAGUAGAGGUGAUGGUGGUAAUAGUCAACAUAGGGAUAAUGGUUCUUAUGGUCAGGGUCCUACACCUCCUCCCUUGGCAGCUAUUCCAUCCUACGAUGGUUCUGGCAGUUACCCUCCUCCACCCAUGGGUAUGGGUUAUGGAAUGGAAGCAGUUCCCCCGCCUUCAAGCUAUCCUGGUGGUCCCCCUUCUUAUGGUGGUCCUGCAGGGGGUUAUGGAGGGGAUGCACCGAGGGGUGGUGGUGGUAGAGGUGGUGGAUAUGAUGGUGGUAGUGCUCCUCGACGCCAGGAACCUAGUUAUGAAGAUGCACCUGCUGAAAAAGUCAAGCAGUGCGACGAGAAUUGUGGGGAUACUUGUGAUAAUGCUAGAAUAUACAUCUCUAAUUUGCCUCCGGAUGUGACCGUUGAUGAACUCAAGGAUCUCUUUGGUGGCAUUGGCCAAGUUGGGAGAAUCAAGCAGAAGCGGGGUUACAAAGAUCAGUGGCCUUAUAAUAUUAAAAUUUACACUGAUGAUAAGGGAAAGAAUAAAGGUGACGCCUGUCUGGCUUACGAAGAUCCCAGCGCCGCACACUCUGCAGGCGGCUUUUUCGACAAUUAUGAAAUGAGGGGGAACAAGAUUAGUGUAACGAUGGCAGAGAAGUCUGCGCCCAAAGCUCCUGCUUUUGACCAGAGAGGCGGUGGUGGUAGAGGAGGAGGAGGCUAUGGUGGUGGAGAUAGAAGAAGAGAUAACUAUGGUUCAGGACCAGACAGAAACCACCAUGGGGGAAACCGGUCUCGUCCAUAUUGAGAGAACGAGAUGAAUCAAUGUUAUGUGUUAUAAGAGUUUGUGUGUGUAAGGGGGGGAAAUGUUAUUAUAUGAAUCAAUCAUAUAUUGGAAAGAUACCAAACAAAACAAAAGAGAAGGAAGGGGAUAAUUAACUCCAUAAUGCAUUGCAAAUUGGUGGGUAAGGGUUCAUGAUGAUUUCAGUUGCCAAUUGAAAAUCUUGUGGAUUUGGGAAGGAUAAUGGAUUUCGUGAUUUUCUUGAUCAUUUCCCUGAGGAUCCUGCUUCUGAACUGUGAAAUACCACCGGAUCAAUCAUCGGCUGGCUCCAUCCACCACAUUUUUGCACCGUUACAUUCUCUCAUGAGCCCAACAUUGGAUGUUAUACAGGGUCCUGGUGACGUUUGUAAGAAUCAGUACAAAAUUACAACGUUUAAACCUACGCCAGUGUAGUUCUAAACCAAGUGGGUGACUUCUAACAUGUGUAAAAAUUGAAAUUAAUUUCUAUUUAUUAAGAUCAUCACAUAUUAUUUUUCCAAUCAUGAGCUCUUGAGCUAAUGCUAGAUUUAC
Eruca vesicaria subsp. sativa (arugula) is the source of this 1845-nucleotide messenger RNA. Lineage: Eukaryota; Viridiplantae; Streptophyta; Magnoliopsida; Brassicales; Brassicaceae. The record is from the annotation of a GenBank genome assembly.